AUGACCGACAACCAGGCUUCAACCCCAGAGUCAACCAGCCAAGGCCGCGGCGGGCGUCGUCGCGGCCGCGGAGGGGGAGCUCCCUCCGGCCGUGGAGAUUCACAACAAAAUAUCGGCGAUAGAGAAAAACGCCCUAAGCCUCGCACCCGCGGCGGUGGUCGUGGCGGCGGUGGCGGCGGCGAUGCAGGCCGACAAGCUCGCAAUACCGAUCAGACCAACAACAAUCACGAUGCUCAGCCUUUGAAGGCCACGACGCCGGCAACGAAACAACCGGUAGAAGCGGCCACGGAUGAUGCAGACGAUGGAGAAGUCUGCUUUAUCUGCGCUUCUGCCGUCGAACAUUUUUCAGUCUCCCCCUAUGAUCCGGUGCGGCGAUAUGAGGAGUUUAACAAGAAGGAUUUUGCUCGGAAGGACAAUAAUCUUGGCAUCGAAUAUGAGAGUGAUGAGAUCUUCGGAGAUACAGUGCUGCUGCUGCGAUACAACUGUCCGGACGAGGGCUGCGAUGUUGCUUGUUUGGGGUGGCCAGACUUGCACCGCCAUGUAAAGAGUAAGCACAGCAAAGUUAUGUGUGAUCUUUGUACUCGUAACAAGAAGGUCUUUACCCAUGAGCAUGAACUAUUCACUAUGGCGGAACUGCGUAAGCACGAAAAGUCUGGCGACGACAAACCUGGAGCUAUAGACCAGAGUGGCUUCAAGGGACACCCCGAGUGUGGCUUUUGUCGCCAACGGUUCUAUGGCGACGACGAACUUUACACUCAUUGCCGUGAUAAACAUGAACGUUGCCACAUCUGUGACCGACGCUCCUCCCACCGUCAACAACAGUACUAUAUUGACUACAACGCACUGGAGAAUCACUUUCAUAAGGAUCAUUUCGCUUGUCUGGAUACAGAAUGUUUGGAAAAAAAGUUUGUCGUUUUCGAGUCACAAAUGGACCUGAAAGCUCACCAAAUCGAGGCACAUCCCGAAGGCCUUUCUAAGGAUGUUCGACGAGAUGCGAGAAUGGUUGAUCUAGCUGAAUUUGAUAACAUGCGCACUCCUUACCAACAGCAACGCCAGCGUCGCGGCGCCGGUCGAGGCCGCGACCCCAACGCCGAGCCACUGCCAGUCUCCAGUGCACAGCCAAUGACACGUGCCGAAGUUGCAUACCAGCGUCAAAUAGCUAUACAGAGUUCGCAGUCGAUAUCGACACGAAACUUUGGCGGCCAACUGACCCGAGAUGACGUGCAACCUGUGCGUGCUCCAGAGCGAUCCGUCGCUGCCACGCCAGUGCAGUCUGGCCCCGCAUCGCGUUCUCAGGCUAUUCCUGCUGCAUCAUUCGAAGGCUUGAAUAUUUCUGCCAACUCUGCAACAGCUACCUUGCAAGACCAGACCCGCAGAAUGCGCCACGAAGCUGUGAUUGAACGUGCUUCGAACCUCCUCCGCAAUGAUGCCACCAAACUCGCCGAAUUCCGUAGUCGAGUAUCAAACUACCGCGCUUCUUCUAUCUCGGCAACUGAGCUCAUUGAUGCGUUUUUCUCAUUAUUCGACACAUCCAGCGCUGAGCUAGGCAAGCUCAUCAAGGAGCUCGCUGAGAUUUACGAGGAUGAAUCCAAACGCUCCGAUCUCCUGCGAGCCUGGAAUGACUGGCGUGCUAUCAAUGAGGAUUAUCCAGCCCUUCCAGCUGGCGGCCUCUUAUCUGGCAUGUCAACAGGCGCUGUGAACGCUGCCGGCAAUCGCGUCCUACGUUUGAAAUCAUCAACUGCCAAAUCUUCCCGCUCCGCCGUGGGCAGAAGCGGCGCUCUCCCAAACGCCCCCUCUAACCCCUUCCCUCCUCUCUCUGCCGCGGCAGGCCCAUCCUCUCGCCGUGGAAAGGCUUCCGCUGCUACCCCUUGGGCAACAGCAGCCCCUCCAUCUUUCCCCCGUCCUGCGAUGCCUAGCCCGGUCAGCCGGCCAUCAUCUACAGCACCAUCCCCCAGCCGCACGCCCGCCGCACCCGCAUCCAACGGCGCUGAUUCUUUCCCUGCUCUUCCGGCAGCGGCCAAGCCCAGUGUUCUCAUGGCUGGCAAGACUCGUGGCACCGUCCGUUGGAAUGAUAACCGCGGCCCUGCCCCGAACGCAUGGGGCUCAGCCUCGAAUUCAGGAACCGCUUCUCCGGCGGAACCCAGCAAUGACGACUCAAGUUGUGGCAAGAAAGGAAAGAAGAACAAGGGGAAGCAAACCCUGUUCCACUUUGGUUGA
Penicillium digitatum Pd1 is the source of this 2217-nucleotide messenger RNA. Lineage: Eukaryota; Fungi; Ascomycota; Eurotiomycetes; Eurotiales; Aspergillaceae. The record is from RefSeq and is a predicted model, not a curated record.